Molecule: messenger RNA, 2572 nt
Organism: Hippoglossus stenolepis (Pacific halibut)
Lineage: Eukaryota; Metazoa; Chordata; Actinopteri; Pleuronectiformes; Pleuronectidae
Gene: hs6st2
Product: heparan sulfate 6-O-sulfotransferase 2
Exons: 2
Coding region: 563-1963 (466 amino acids)
Cellular component (GO): membrane
Molecular function (GO): heparan sulfate 6-sulfotransferase activity
Source: RefSeq, a predicted model, not a curated record
CACUUUAUCACCGUAUUUGUGAGGAGGAUCUUUGUGGCAGGGACCAAACCUUCUUCCAGUUGAUAUCGCAAUGAAGGUUUCUUCGGUGAAAUGUUGCCAGAAAGCAUGUUGUUCGGAAAUAAAGCGCGUAUUCUGCAGUUUGCACGACUCAGACUCGACUCGGCAGGACGUUACCUCCGCGGUGACGUAACUACACUCCCACAUCCAGCGCAGGGGCUGCUGGGAAGAAAGGGUCAGGAAUCGCAGGCUGUUGAACGCACCGACCUGCGGGUGCUCCGAAGAUGACCUAACCAACCCCACAGGGAACAACGAGCCUCUUGUUUCAGAUGAGAGCGGCACGGGUUGUAUUUCAUGACACAGAAGAACUUGCUCCACGCUAGCGUCCCGUUUUCCUGCCGCGCAGCCACCUUCAGCCUGGCUAGCUAACGUUAGCUGGCUAGCUGCUGCAUUGUUAUUGUUUUCGCUCGUUUGGCGGCCAUAUAAACACUACUCCCCCGAGGUUCCCCGGCCGAGGCAGGGGUCCGGACUGCCUGAGGGAUGUGUUUCUGCUCCUCCCGGGAAGAUGGAUGAUAAAUCCAGCAGCAGCCACCAGCGGCUCCUGGUCGUCCUGCUCAUGUCGUUGCUCUUUGGCGUCAUUAUGGUCCAGUACGUGUGCCCGAGCCGGUCGGAGUGCCGCAUGCUGCACCAGCUGGGGUCCUGGCUGAAAGUCGGCGGGGCAACUGGUUCCCGGAGCAGAGGUAAUGGAGCUCAAGAUGGGCCUCAGAAGGAUCCGUACAUCGCAGAAGACGGCGCCCUGGUGCGCUUUGUCCCUCGAUUCAACUUCACCAACGCUGAUUUAAACCGCGGCGUAGACUUUAACAUCAAAGGGGAUGAUGUUAUAGUGUUUCUGCACAUUCAAAAAACAGGGGGCACCACCUUUGGUCGACAUUUAGUGCGGAAUAUUCAGCUGGAGAGGCCGUGCGAGUGCCACGCAGGCCAGAAGAAGUGCACCUGUUACCGGCCAGGUAAGAAGGAAACCUGGCUCUUCUCCCGCUUCUCCACCGGCUGGAGCUGCGGGCUCCAUGCGGACUGGACCGAGCUCACCAAGUGUGUCCCGUCCCGCAUGGACACGAAAGAGGCUCCACAGAACCUGCUCAGGAGAAACUAUUAUUACAUAACCAUCCUAAGAGACCCUGUAUCACGCUACUUGAGUGAGUGGCGUCACGUGCAGCGAGGUGCCACAUGGAAAGCCUCGUUACAUGUGUGUGAAGGACGUUCACCGACGUUGUCUGAGCUGCCGAGCUGCUACUCUGGAGAUGACUGGUCGGGUUGCUCCCUGCAGGAGUUCAUGGACUGCCCCUACAACCUAGCCAACAAUCGGCAGACCCGCAUGCUGGCUGACCUCAGCCUGGUGGGGUGCUACAAUGUCUCUGCCAUGAGUGAGGAAGAGCGAUGGGCAGUGCUGCUGCAGAGUGCUAAACGUAACCUACGGGGCAUGGCCUUCUUUGGGCUGACCGAGUACCAGCGUAAGACCCAGUACCUGUUCGAGCGAACGUUCAACUUGGAGUUCAUCGCACCAUUCACGCAGCUCAACGGCACGCGCGCCUCCGGUGUUGACGUACCUCCUGAGACGCAGCACAGAAUCCGCCAGCUCAAUCGAUGGGAUGUGGAGCUGUAUGAGUAUGGCCGUGACCUUUUCCUACAGCGUUUCCAGGUGGCGAGGCAGCAGGAGCGCAGGCAGGCCAGAGAAAGGCGUCAGCAGGAGAGGAGGCGGCUACGUGGAAGGCUCGCAAAGCAAGGGAGGCAGCUGAAGCCUACAGAAACACCGCGUCAGCCUGACAGCCACUCUGCAGUUACUGAGGAGCAGCAGAGGGAGAAGGCUGUUGGAGACAACACAGAGUCAGAGGUGCUACUCCCAGAGUGGUGGGAUCUGGAUGAGAAUAGCACCAUGGAGGACUACAUGGACAAUGUGGAACAGUGGUAGCGACAGGAACAUGCAGUUGGGUCUUAACACUAAGUGUGCCAAGUUCUGCCUUGUUGUCUGUUGUUAAUGAAUAUAUUUUAGUAUAUGCCUCCCACUACAUGUGUAUCACCAUGAACUGUUUCAACUGACACAAAUUUAUUUAUUGAUACUGAUUGUAUUUCUUUGCAUCAACUGACAUAACAGAUAACGGAUGAAUUUCUCGAUGGAAAGAGAGGCUGCUCUAACUACCUGUAAUCCUGUACUGUUCACACGAGCCUUGUCGACUCUUCUUUUGGCUUUUGAACACAUCUGAACUCAUAUGAUGUAGCUUGGAACGAGUGGAAAUUCAUAAUUUCUUUGUCAAAAGAAACAACAUGAUACCUGUUUCUGUUUUAAAAAACAUCUGCAAUUGUUUGUGAUUAACAAUCUAUAUGUUUGCCAGAUUGUUCUCUUCUAUGAACUUUAUACAUUUUCAAAUGUACCUGUGUUUUUAAGUGUGUCUUACAUGACAGAAAAGAAGAAUGGGAUUUUCAUAGAUACCUCAAUGUGUUGUAUUAACUGCUAAUGUUGUAAAAUUAUUGAAUGUCUCCUGAGUCUCAAUUUUUAUAUAAAAUAAUAAUUUUACAUCUA